GUGCAAGAGAUUCUUCGUGGGCAUCCAAUUCGAAUAUAUGAGCAGUUAAGGAUGGAUAAAAGAACAUUUGUUUCUCUAUGUGAGGAACUAAAACAAUAUGGAGGAUUGGAAUCAACAAAGAACGUGACAGUUGAAGAACAAGUUGCAAUAUUCAUGAAAGUUGUUGGACACUCAUGGACCACUAGAGAUGGCGCAGAAAGGUUCCAACAUUCCACAGCUACUAUAUCAAAGUACUUUGGCAUAGUGUUGAAAGCAGUCAACAAAAUUGCAGUAAGGCUCAUUAAACCACCAGAUAUGGGUGUGGUUCCAAAGCAGAUCAUGGAUAACUCAAAAUUUUACCCGUAUUUUAAGGAUGCUGUUGGUGCUAUAGAUGGAGUGCACGUUGAUGCUGUAGUUCCAACUGAUGAGCAAAUCCCCUAUCGAGGACGAAAAGCAAAAACAACACAAAAUGUUUUGUGUGUUUGUUCUUUUGAUAUGCUAUUUACUUAUGUAAUAGCAGGAUGGGAAGGCACUGCGAAUGAUGCUAGAAUACUAAUGGAGACAAUCGCAAAUCCAGAUAAUGAUUUUCCAAUGCCACCAAAAGGUAAAUAUUAUCUUGUGGACUCUGGAUUUCAAAAUAUCCCUGGAUUUCUAGCACCAUUUCGAGGAGCUACCCGUCAUUUUCAAGAGAUAAGGCGUAGAGGCGGACCAAGAGGGCGUAAAGAAUUAUUCAACUUCUUGCAUUCAAGUCUGCGUAAUGUAAUUGAGCGUUGCUUCGGAGUUUUAAAGGCAAGGUUUCCGAUUCUAAAGUUCAUGCGGUCGUAUAGCUUGAGGAAGCAAACAAGUAUUGUCAUUGCUUGUUGCGCCUUACAUAAUUUCAUCAAGAUUCAUGCCGAAGAUGAUAAACUAUUUCAUGAAUAUGAAAAUUAUGAAGAUGAAGAAGGUUCGACUCCUGGGGUUGAACUACCACUCACUGAGUUCAACGUCAGCUAUGCAGCAACACGUGAGAUGACCGAGAAGCGUGAUGCCAUUGCUAACCAGUUAUGGAGUGAUAAUCAUGUUUAGUAUUAUUUUUUAUGUAAGGAACAUGAAAGAUGUUAGGCAAAUUGAAUUUUGUGAGACUUCGCUUAAUAUUGAGGAGAUAUUUGUUUUUAGUUCUUACAGUAGUAACUAAACGCGUUUUUGUUUCUUGUUGUCAGUUUCAUGAAUUUUCAGAUUUAUCAACUAAACAGGUUUGUGUUUUCUGUUUUUUUCCUGUUGUGGUUGUACAUCUGUUUACACAACACCACUGCAACCACAACAACAACAAAAUGAUACUAAACGGGCCCUUAGUUUCCAUUUCAACGAUUAGAGCUCUCAUUUCUCUCUCGUCUUCCUAUUGGGUGAAAACACAAAAAAAAUUUGAAGUUUUUUUACUUAGGUUCAGGCUCCUCCUAGUAAAAAAAUAACAUAAUUGGAUUUCAUGAUAGUUCUCGAUACUCUUACAUAUUUGAAAUGUCGAUAUUGUGUUAGCUGGUCAACAUACAGGAGAAAUCAAUUUCAUUCGAUUUUCGCUCCGCAAAUUACAUAGGAUUAAGAAUGUGUUAUAUAAACACUUUCUCCAUGCAACGAGAACCCUAAUCUAAGAUGAAAAAAAUGUUACACAAUCGGCAAAAAAAAAAAAAAUCAAACGUCUAUAAACCCAUAUACCUCGAGUCACUACAGAUAAACAAACUUCAAUUCAUAUCAACAAUGUUUUUUUUUUUUUUUACAACAUCAACAUCAUUUCAUUCCAAACCCAAACAAGUGGGAAGCACUGCAGUUACAACAAUGGAUCGACAAGGUCGGCAAUGACAGUCCAUUUCGGAGGAAGGAGAUCGAGAUGAGAGUUCUUCGCAAUCCAAUCAGCCAACACGUUGAAUCGAUUAGAAACAAACUCAACCGAAAUCCAAGGAGAAACACAAAGAAUGGAAAACAAUACGGGCGUUGCCCGCGGCAUUGCCAGACGCCAAAGGCUCGAAUCCUGUCUCAACGCAAUCUCCAACCUCUGACAAUCGGACAUGAUACACGUUGUGACUGGAUCCUGGGCUGCCAUUGUUGACCGGUUGAGUUCAACGAUAUUGCCUAGCUGCUAUCUUUUACUUCUUUCUCUUUCCUUUCCAGUUAACUUGUUUGUUUCUUGUGGCGAACGGAAUGGAAGUUCUACAUUUCUGCCUUGCGAAUCACGGGUCAAACAUGAAUCACCAGCCAAAAGAAUCAACAACACCUCAUAGC
Molecule: messenger RNA, 2232 nt
Organism: Linum trigynum
Lineage: Eukaryota; Viridiplantae; Streptophyta; Magnoliopsida; Malpighiales; Linaceae
Source: the annotation of a GenBank genome assembly